Molecule: messenger RNA, 1888 nt
Organism: Botrytis sinoallii
Lineage: Eukaryota; Fungi; Ascomycota; Leotiomycetes; Helotiales; Sclerotiniaceae
Exons: 7
Coding region: 244-1491 (415 amino acids)
Source: RefSeq, a predicted model, not a curated record
AACUUCGUGACAUCGUCCUUUCCCAUUUACUACGACCACGAUCACCAAUUCUUUUGACAAAACAACAACACACCUUCUUCUCUUUCAACCAUCUUCUUUUUUAUCAACCACGAAUUAACAACUUCGUGAAUCUUACUUUAAUACAAAACUCCAUCAUUCUCGAGAUCUUAAUUAUCACGAGAAUUAACUCACCGCCAUAUUCCACGCCUCUUUUAUUUGACUUAACGUCUUAAUUUAUCAACCAUGGAAGAAGAAGUCGCAGCCCUCGUCAUUGACAAUGGAGGGGUAGCUCUCGGAAGGAAUCAACAACCGACCGAGAAACCCCAAAUCUUCUACAACGGCGAAGACUCUAUGAGUAAGAAGAAUGAGACUGAUAGGUUCUGUAGUUCUGGAAUGUGUAAGGCCGGUUUCGCCGGUGACGAUGCUCCAAGAGCUCUUCCAUUGUCGGUCGUCCCCGUCAUCAUGGGAACUGAUAAGGGAUAUUAUAGUAUUAUGAUUGGUAUGGGUCAAAAGGACUCAUAUGUUGGAGAUGAAGCGCAAUCCAAGCGUGGUAUUCUCACCCUUAGAUACCCAAUUGAGCACGGUGUUGUCACCAACUGGGAUGACAUGGAGAAGAUCUGGCAUCACACUUUCUACAACGAACUUCGUGUAGCACCAGAGGAGCACCCAGUUUUGCUCACUGAGGCCCCAAUCAACCCAAAGUCCAACAGAGAAAAGAUGACACAAAUUGUCUUUGAGACCUUCAACGCCCCUGCAUUCUACGUCUCUAUUCAAGCCGUCCUCUCCCUUUACGCUUCCGGUCGUACCACCGGUAUCGUUCUCGAUUCCGGUGAUGGAGUCACUCACGUUGUUCCAAUUUACGAGGGUUUCUCCCUUCCUCACGCCAUUGCUCGUGUUGAUAUGGCUGGUCGUGAUUUGACUGAUUACCUCAUGAAGAUCUUGGCUGAGCGUGGUUACACUUUCUCCACCACUGCCGAGCGUGAAAUUGUCCGUGAUAUCAAGGAGAAGCUCUGUUAUGUUGCCCUUGAUUUCGAGCAAGAAAUUCAAACCGCCAGUCAAUCCUCCAGCUUGGAGAAGUCAUACGAACUUCCUGAUGGACAAGUUAUUACCAUCGGUAACGAGCGUUUCCGUGCUCCAGAAGCUUUGUUCCAACCAUCUGUCUUGGGUCUUGAGAGCGGUGGUAUCCACGUUACUACCUUCAACUCCAUCAUGAAGUGUGAUGUUGAUGUUCGUAAGGAUUUGUAUGGUAACAUUGUUAUGUCUGGUGGAACUACUAUGUACCCAGGUAUCUCCGAUCGUAUGCAAAAGGAAAUCACUGCUCUUGCACCAUCAUCGAUGAAGGUCAAGAUCAUUGCACCACCCGAGAGAAAAUACUCCGUCUGGAUCGGUGGUUCUAUUUUGGCAUCUUUGUCCACUUUCCAACAGAUGUGGAUCUCAAAGCAAGAGUACGACGAGUCUGGACCUUCCAUUGUCCACCGCAAGUGUUUCUAAGCGUAUCACGGUCGAUUUGUGUUCACAUCACGAACUUCACGAAUUUGAUCCAAAAGAAGAUUCGAACAAAACAACAAAUCCCAGUGUUUUGUUUCGCCGCGAAGUGUUGUUCCGAAAAGUUCUGGUAGCGAUUGAACGACUGGGUGGACUCUUUCGAAGUAACGGAUGGGCUUUGAUCUAGCUGACUGUUUGCUUGGGGGAGGAAUUCGAAAUGUCGUAUCAAUCAUACAAAGCUUUUUUUCUUACUUUUUAGUGGUGCCAACUUCUUCAUGUGUUUUUGAGCUGCACCAUUUUUUUUGUUCUUCAUUCAUAGCGCGAGAAAGUUUCUUCUCUAGAGAAUCAAAUUAAAAGGUAGUACACUGAUUUAUAAUUGAGUUCACUCAGGCUUCAAGGGAAU